UCAAGCCUGCUCGAAAUGAACGCUUCCCUUAGCCGGAGCAGGCAAUUCUCCGGUCACAUUCGCCACCGGCGAACUAUUUCCACAACGCGCAAAUUCAACAACCAAGGAAACGACAAAAACUUCAUAGCAACUCUAAAUGAAAUCGUUCGGAGCAAACGGAGCUGGAAUAUAGCACUGAACAGCACCAUUUCCACCAGACUGAAAACCCAUCACGUAGAGCAAAUUCUACUUCAAACCCUUGAUGAUUCUAGGUUGGCUUUACGGUUCUUCAAUUUUCUUGGCCUUCACAAGAACUUUUAUCAUUCAACGAUGUCGUUUUGCAUUCUAAUACAUUCCCUUGUUCAAUCCAAUCUUUAUUGGCCUGCUACUUCACUUUUGCAGACCCUAUUGCAAAGAAAAGUGAACCCAAGUUUUGUUUUUGACAAUUUGUUAGAUGUGUAUAAAAGAUUCAAUUUUGGUCACACUUUGGGUUUUGAUUUGCUAAUCCAAAAUUAUGUUCAGAAUAGGAGAGUAAUGGAUUCUGUGUUGAUUGUUAGGCUUAUGAUGAAGCAUUCAUUAGUACCAGAAUUAAGGACUUUAAGCACUGUGCUAAAUGGGUUGAUUCGAAUAAGACAGUUUGAUUUGGUUUUGCAAUUGUUUGAUAAUGCAGUAAAUUCGGGUGUUAAGCCUGAUGAGUAUAUUUAUACAGCUGUGCUUAAAAGUUUGUGUGAGUUGAAAGAUUUUGAAAAGGCUAAGGAAAUGAUGAAUUGGGUUGAGAGAAGUGGGAGUAAAGUGAGUGUUAUUUUAUACAACAUAUUGAUUCAUGGGUUCUGUAAGGGUGGAAGAGUUUGGGAAGCUGUUGAAAUUAAAAGUUUGUUGGUUAGCAAAGGAUUGAAUGCUGAUACUGUCACUUAUUGUUCUUUGAUUUUGGGGCUGUGUAAAGUGAAUGAAUUUCAGCUUGCUCGAAGGUUAGUGGAUGAGAUGUUGGGGCUGCUUUUGGUUCCUCGUGAGGCUGUAGUGUCGAGUGUUGUUGACGGGUUGAGGAGAGAGGGUGAUUGUGUAGCUGCUUAUAGAUUAGUUGAUAUGACAGGGAAAGUUGGAGUUGUGCCCAAUUUAUUUGUUUAUAAUGCAUUGCUUAAUUCUUUGUGCAAAGAUGGGAAGUUGGAUGAAGCAGAGUCUCUUUUUAAUAGAAUGGAGGAUAAAGGGUUGUGCCCAAAUAGUGUAACUUAUUCCAUCAUGAUUGACUCUUUCUGCAAACAAGGGAGAUUAGAUGCUGCAGUUCUUCUUUAUAAUAGAAUGCUUGAUAAUGAGGUAGAAUUAACCAUAUACCCUUACAAUUCUCUCAUCAAUGGCUAUUGCAAGGCUGGAAAAUGCAGUGCGGCGGAAUCUAUGUUUAAUGAGAUGAUUGAUAAAGGAUUGACCCCAACUGUUGUAACCUAUACUUCAUUGAUAGAUGGUUACUGCAAGGAAAGAGAAGUGCGGAAGGCCUUUAGGCUUUACCAUGAGAUGACUGGCAAAGGAAUCUCACCUAAUACUUUCACUUUCACUGCACUAAUCUCUGGUUUUUGCCGUGCACACAUGAUGGUAGAAGCAAGUAAGUUAUUUGAUGAGAUGGUGAAAAUGAAUGUAACUCCUAAUGAGGUCACUUAUAAUGUCUUGAUUGAAGGAUAUUGUAAAGAUGGAAACACCAUAAAGGCUUUUGAAUUGCUAGAUGAAAUGUUGAAGAAGGGUCUCGUUCCUGACACAUAUACGUACAGAUCUCUGAUAACUGGACUUUGUGCAAAAGGUCAAGUAUCUGAAGCAAAAGAGUUUGUUGAUGACCUUCAAAACCAGCGUCAUUAUCUGAAUGAAAUGUGUUUCUCUGCUCUCUUACAUGGUUAUUGUAAGGAAGGAAGAUUAAAGGAUGCACUAACCACUUCUGAUGAGAUGGCAGAAAAGGGAAUAAGCAUGGACCUUAUGUGCUACGGUGUACUUAUAUAUGGAACUCUAAAGCAUCAUGAUUGGAAAUAUUUAUUAAAUAUAAUGAAGGAGAUGCACGACCGAGGAAUGAAGCCUGAUGAAGUAAUAUACACCAGCAUGCUCAAUGCAUAUGGAAAAGUUGGUGAUCUUAAAAAAGCUUUUAAAUGCUGGGAUAUAAUGGUCAGUGAAGGAUGCUUCCCAAAUAUGGUGACGUAUACUGUGAUGAUAAAUAACUUGUGCAAGGCUGGAUUAGUAGAUAAAGCAGAGAUAUUCUACAAGGAAAUGUUAGCUAAAGGGUUGACACCUAACCAGUUCACAUAUAGUUGUUUCCUUGAUUAUCUCACUGAUGAAGGGUACAUGGUAGAAGCUAAACAGCUUCAUGAUGCAAUGCUUAAAGGGUACCUUGCAAAUACUGUGACAUACAAUAUUAUUAUACGGGGAUUGUGCAGAUUAGACCAAAUUCAGGAAGCGAUGGAUAUUUUGCUUGAAAUGAAGGACAAUGGUAUCUCCCCAGAUUGCGUAAGUUACUCAACUAUCAUUUAUGAAUUCUGUAGGAGGGGUGAUCUGUUAGGAGCAAGAGGCUUGUGGGAAUCCAUGUUGACUAAUGGUCUGAAGCCUGAUGCAGUGGCUUAUAACCUUUUCAUUUAUGGUUGCUGCAUCGCUGGAGAAUUGUCCAAGGCAUUUGAAUUGCGUGAUGAGAUGAUAAGAAGUGGUCUGAAGGUGACUCAUGCAACAUAUGCUUCUUUAAUCCAUGGAACCUGAAAAAUGGGGCAGUCCACCAGAUCUGCUAGCGCUGCUGCAAGGAUCAUUUACUAUGAUCAAGUAAUGACUAUCAAAAUUCAGGAUAUUUGUACAGGACGUGAUCAUGUCAACCUUUACUCUAAAAUGCCUCAUCCAUGAAUAGUUUAACGUCCUGCCUUCUUAUAUGAGGACAUGAACUAUGAGUUGGGCAUCUUUAGAACUUCAAGGGAGGUAGUUUGACAUUUUUUUUUC
Molecule: messenger RNA, 2931 nt
Organism: Solanum verrucosum
Lineage: Eukaryota; Viridiplantae; Streptophyta; Magnoliopsida; Solanales; Solanaceae
Product: putative pentatricopeptide repeat-containing protein At5g59900
Exons: 1
Coding region: 16-2700 (894 amino acids)
Molecular function (GO): protein binding
Source: RefSeq, a predicted model, not a curated record